Andrographis paniculata is the source of this 2320-nucleotide messenger RNA. RefSeq names its product CSC1-like protein At4g02900. Gene Ontology annotation, cellular component: plasma membrane. Lineage: Eukaryota; Viridiplantae; Streptophyta; Magnoliopsida; Lamiales; Acanthaceae. The record is from RefSeq and is a predicted model, not a curated record. The transcript is spliced from 11 exons. Gene Ontology annotation, molecular function: calcium-activated cation channel activity. Bases 1 to 2277 code for a protein of 758 amino acids.
AUGGCUAGUGAAGAAGACAUUACCGCGUCGGCCGUGAUCAAUCUUGUGUCGGCGGUGGCGUUUCUGAUGGCCUUUGCGUUCCUGCGCCUCCAGCCGAUCAACGACAGAGUCUACUUUCCGAAAUGGUACAAAAAGGGCGUGCGAGCGAGCCCCAAGAGUUCCGGGCCGUUGGUCAGCAAGUUCAUCAACUUAGACGCCAAAACGUAUUUGAAGUUCUGGACUUGGAUGCCCGCCGCGCUGCGAAUGCCGGAGCCCGAGUUGAUACAGCACGCCGGGCUCGAUUCUGCUGUCUAUAUUAGGAUUUACCUUCUCGGGCUGAAAAUCUUCGUACCUAUUGCACUUCUUGCUUUCGGGGUAUUGGUUCCCGUUAACUGGACAGGGAAAGCGCUGGCGAAUGACAAAGAUAUAACAUACAGUGAUGUCGACAAGCUUUCCAUAUCCAAUGUUCCUCCGGGAUCUUUAAGAUUCGUUGCGCACAUCGGAAUGGCGUAUAUAUUCACAUUUUGGACGUUCUACGUCCUUUACAAAGAGUACCAGAUUGUAACCAACAAGAGGCUCCAAUUCCUAGCUGCAGAGGAACGUCGCCCUGAUCAGUUCACAGUUCUUGUGAGAAAUGUUCCACACGAUCCGGAUGAAUCCGUCAGCGAGCACGUUGAACAUUUCUUUCUUGUGAAUCAUCCCGAUCAUUAUCUUUCACAUCAGGUUGUGUAUAAUGCAAAUAAACUUGCUAAAUUGGUGGAGGAGAAGAAGAGCUUACUGAAUUGGCGAACUUACUAUCAAACUCGACACGAGAGGAAUCCAAAGAAGAGACUUAGAACCAAGACAGGUUUUAUGGGCAUGUGGGGAAAGUCUGUCGAUGCCAUUGAUCACUACACAUCAGAAAUUGAGAAGAUAAGUGAGCGAGAAGCUGCAGAGAGGGAGAAGGUAAUGAGUGAUCCGAAGAACAUAGUUCCAGCUGCAUUUGUUUCAUUCAAGUCACGUUGGGGAGCAGCCGUAUGUGCUCAAACUCAACAAACAAGAAAUCCAACUAUUUGGCUGACGGAAUGGGCGCCUGAGCCACGAGACAUCUACUGGAACAAUCUUGCAGUACCAUAUUUCGAGCUAGCUGUCAAGAAACUCCUUGUGGCUGUUUCGUUGUUCUUCCUCACAUUCUUUUUCAUGAUCCCCAUUGCAAUCGUUCAGUCUGUGGCAAGUAUUGAUGGCAUUGAAAAGGUCCUUCCAUUUCUCAAACCGUUGAUUGAAGCGGGGAAGAUAAAGUCCAUUGUUCAAGGCUUUCUUCCCGGCAUUGCACUGAAGUUAUUCUUGAUCAUUCUUCCAACGAUCCUGAUGACAAUGUCCAAAAUCGAAGGGCAUGCGUCGUUUUCAUCUCUGGACAGACGAUCAGCUGCAAAAUAUCAUCUUUUUGUACUUGUAAAUGUCUUUGGCGGAAGUAUCGUCACAGGGGCAGCAUUCGAACAGCUCCAUAAGUUUAUCAACCAGGCCCCAUCAAAGAUCCCAGAAACAUUGGGUGUUGCCAUUCCAAUGAAAGCCACUUUCUUCAUUACCUACAUUAUGGUCGAUGGCUGGGCUGGGGUAGCUGCAGAAAUUAUCAGAUUGGUUCCUUUAAUCAUUUUCCAUCUGAAGAACACAUUUCUGGUCAAGACAGAACAGGACAGGGACCAGGCAAUGGAUCCUGGCUAUAUAAACUUCGCCUCCUACGAACCUCGCAUACAGCUGUACUUUCUACUGGGGCUCGUGUACUCAGCCAUCACACCAUUUAUAUUACCUUUCAUCAUUGUCUUCUUUGCUUUUGCUUAUGUGGUUUUCCGGCACCAGAUCAUCAAUGUUUACGAACAGAAGUAUGAGAGUGCAGCUGCAUUUUGGCCAGAUGUUCAUUUUCGUGUAAUCAUCAGCCUAAUAAUCUCACAAAUACUUCUGCUGGGACUGCUGAGCACAAAGGAUGCUGCACAAUCAACUCCAUUGAUGCUCGUACUUCCUAUCCUGACCAUCUGGUUUCAUCGAUUCUGUAAAGGACGGUUUGAGUCCGCAUUUGUUAAGUUCCCCCUGCAGGAUGCAACAGUGAAGGAUAUAUUAGAAAGAGUUACGCAGCCAAACCUGAACUUACAAGCUUACCUACAUGAUGCUUAUGUACAUCCGGUGUUCAAAUCAGCUGAGAUUGAAGGGGAAACAGCACCGGACAAAGAGGAGAAUAGUCCACUUGUUCCUACAAAGAGAACUUCACAGCAGAGCAGAUUCACUGCAGAAACUGUAUCAGACGAAACAGCAGGACAGCCAUGAGUAUUUCCACAUACCUGGCAGCAUUCCUUCCUACGCCGUGCUU